Lactuca virosa is the source of this 393-nucleotide messenger RNA. The record is from the annotation of a GenBank genome assembly. Lineage: Eukaryota; Viridiplantae; Streptophyta; Magnoliopsida; Asterales; Asteraceae.
AUGGGUAUCUCUGAUCCUGUCAAAUUCUACCACCACCACCAUCAUGAUCACCAAAAACGAUCCAAGAGCCCUCCAAUUUCAGCAGUCUUAACUCGAGAAUUCCUUGUUACCAUGAAAUUCAAGGACAUUUUGGAAAACGAUUCUUCAAAAGAUUGUGUAGUCUGUCUCGAUGAGUUCAACGAGGAGGAUGAGAUUCGAUGUUUGACAAAUUGCAAGCAUAUGUUCCAUCAGAAGUGUUUGGAUCGUUGGAUGGAUCAGAUUCAGGAAACAUGUCCGCUUUUUCGAGCUCCCAUUUUGCCUCUAGUUUGUCAAGAUGAAUAUAAGAAAAGAUUUAGGGUUUUCAUGGGUCUUAAUAAUUUUUAUGGGGAAAACUUUGUAAUUAUGAGUUUAUAA